Messenger RNA from Scomber japonicus (chub mackerel), 2252 nucleotides. RefSeq lists its product as uncharacterized. The coding region runs from base 29 to 2038 and encodes 669 amino acids. The transcript has 4 exons. The record is from RefSeq and is a predicted model, not a curated record. NCBI's taxonomy places the organism in Eukaryota, Metazoa, Chordata, Actinopteri, Scombriformes, Scombridae.
CUUUAAGACUCUGGCACAAACACUCGCUAUGGACAAAGACAGACUUGAAGAUUAUAUCAAGAACCAGAUGGAGGAGCAGUAUGGUGAACAUUAUGCCCAGAAAGUAGAAGACAGGUUGCUGCACUAUCUACAAGAGCUGGAAACUGUCUUACCAAAAGAUACCUACAUUGAUAAGAUACUGAAGAAAGAAAGUCCUGUGACUGAGGAGGAGAAGCUGCUGUUAGAAGUUAUUACUUCUGACGCCACCACCAUAGCAACAACCCUACAAAAACUGCUGCACUGUGAUGUUGCUUCCUGUCGUGCAAUCAGUGCUUCUCAGAAAUCAGAACAUGGAGCAGAAUUGGAAAGCUUUCAACUCCCAAACUCUGUUCUGUAUACCAGCUCCUCAAAAGCUCUUCUUGGGUCGCAGGUUAUUAGAGGAAAGGAGGCUGCACAAGAUUUGUCUCAAAGCUACAUUUUUUUGCUGGAGGAGGAUGAAUCUUACCUGGAUGCACUGAGAGCAGGUAAUAGCAGUGACGGAGGAGUGAAAAAUGUGCUGGAGAGAGAAGAAGGAAACACUUCAGAGGAGAGGGGCAAAGGGGGAGAAGAAGAAAGUGGUCAAAAGGAAAAGGAGGAAAUAAGUCAGAGCAGCAGUGGAUGUUCUCAGGAAGUGGCCUCCUCCCCUCAGUUCUGCUCCAAACAUCAGCGAUGGGUAAAUAGCAUCCUGCGAGAGUGUCCUGAUGAGUGCUCAGAAGAGCUGCUGCUUCAGGCUAAUGUUUCUUCAUCCCCACCACUGUUCCAGUCUUCCUCAUCUACCUCCUCAUCACAGGACCUCACCCCUUCUGACCUCAUCCCAUGUCCUCCUAACCAAGAACGUCCACCUUCACAGACCUCCACUCAUGUUCUGACAGCAGCCCAGGCAUCUGGACAAGGAAGCCCUGAAAGUAAGCUGAGUUCUGGACCCCCUGCAUCAGCCAACAGUAGCCCUCAAAUGGUACCCCUACCUCAGCCCUCUUCAUCCAAAGACACUCUGCUACCUCCUAUGCUGUCACCGGUUGUCCGACUGAUAGACAUCGCUUCUGUCAGAGGGAAUUACCUUACCUUUAAACCAUAUAAAGCAUCUCUAAAUAACUUCACCAUGUCUAGUAAGGAACAGACAACUUCCUCUUCUAGUCAUCAGGUACUAACCUCUUCACACGUCUUUACCUCAGUGAACAAAGAGUCUACAUUUAACCAACCGGAAACGGUGUCUCCAGCAAAUCCCUCAAACACAAGACACAAAUUGCAAACAUCUCCUGUAUCUCAGGAUGCAUCUCCCUCUACCAGCUAUCAACCACCAACUCGGCAGUCUUUCUCCAGACUUUCAAGAAAGUACAGACGGGCUUGUGCUGCAAGAGGGCAUUCACAGGCUCUGGACAGAUUUAGUCAAAACCUUUUAACUGAGCAGUUCAGAAUGGCCCCAUCUACCUUUCAGAUGAGUUGUCUGCCCUUGACACACCCUGCUUCUACCUCUGCUGCUCAAUCAGGGACUAUAUCCUCAAUCUGUACUGAUAACCAAAUCCCUAUAUCUACAAACUCAACUCAAGAAAUUUUCCCUCAGAAAUCCAUCAAACCUCAUCCUCAGAAACACAGCACCAGUCCUCUUCAGCCAAAGACAUUACCAUGCACUACUGUCGUUUCCUGUACCUCCAACUCUGAUUGUCUGGCAGUCAGGUCUGAGAUCAGUAGAGUCUGCAGAGCCCAGCUGAGGUUAUCUCUGCAGAGUCAGGUUGUGCUGCUGCAAUCUAAGUUGCUACAGCCCUUUGUGAAUCUUACCAGACUGAGCAUGGAGGAGUGUCAUCAAAUGACCGAGGGGAGAUCUUCAAUCAGACAUGUACAGUCUGUGGAACAAGGUGGAAAUAGUGACAACAAUGAGGAAGGGAGCAGGGAGGAGGAAGAGCAUGCAGAUUCCUCUUUUGAUCUCAACACUCUUUACUCCAGUUAUUCUUCAAGUAGUGACAGUGAGGAUACCGAUCCUGACUACAAACCUAGAAUUAAAAAGAAAAGACUUCAGCUGUGAACCUGAAUCAUAUAUGAGAACAUACAAAUAUACAGAACAAUUCAGCUAACUUUUAAGUUAGUGAAGACCAAAACAGAACUAAAAGAAUAAUGAAUGUUUGACUCUGUCUCUGCUGGAUGUGUAAACAGACAAGUUUUGUAACAUAUUACCACUGUCCGUUUACAGAGGAAUAUAUUAAACAUGGGAUUUUUAGAUUUUCAGCUGAUACCUCAAG